GUCCCUUAGCAUCACGGAGUUGGUUAACCCGUUAAUUUGAAUUAACUUGGACGCAUGGUUCGGCUCAGAUGCUUAUAAAAGCGCCUAUAAUCCCAUCAUCUCCAGCCAUUUUACUGAGUAGAAUCAACAAGCUGUUUUCCUCAACAAUCAAAGUUUCACUUUGAACUACCGUCGAGUUCAAUAUAUCUAACAAACCAAACCAUAAAAAUGCGCUUUGCCCCAGUCUUGCCUCUCGUCUUCCUCGCCGUGACUGCCCAGGCUGGCGUCUCCCAGCAAGCAGAGCCCUACGCUCUGGCCGAGCGGACCGACAACGACGAGCUUGUGACUUUACUAGACAAGAAGGAGGAGCUAGGCUUGGAGAAGCGAGCUUGCUCCUACAAUGGAUGCAAGUGUAACAGUCGUGGCAAGCAGCUGACGGUCUGCGGCAACUGUGUAUGGUCCGACAACGGCGCCUACGUCGUGACCACUAAGAGGGUCAGCGACCACAUCUUUGAGUGUUCGCCCGACGGCAGAUGCUGCUCUUACGGCUAUGCCAAAGACUGCGGUGGCUCCGGUGCUCGGUGCAGAGUCAACUGACCAAAGACGAAUCCACGGGCUGUUUGAAGGAGCCUCAAGGGGUUGAUGGAAGUAACAGGGAUGAGUUGCUACCUUGUUAGGGGGUUUUACGCGUUUGAAAGUGUCGUCUCAUGUUUGUAAUUGACCUCAAGUCAUUCGCUGAGCCUAGGGUUGGAUAGUGGGAU
Molecule: messenger RNA, 740 nt
Organism: Colletotrichum navitas
Lineage: Eukaryota; Fungi; Ascomycota; Sordariomycetes; Glomerellales; Glomerellaceae
Exons: 2
Coding region: 208-576 (122 amino acids)
Source: RefSeq, a predicted model, not a curated record